GAGCUGCACUAGCCGUCCGAUCGAUCGAUCGAUCAUUCGAAACGCUACGCAAUGUUUCGGUCCGGUAUCGUUACAGCCAGGAUCGUCGUCCUGCUGGGAUGGAUUACAUUGCUGUUAAAUCACGUACUACCGGCAGCAUCGUUCGAGUGCGGCAAGAACACGGCUAACGAGGAAAACCGGCUUAAAAGCUCACUUCUCUGCAAUGGCUACCGUGUUGAUACGCGCCCAAGAAAGGAUAACACCCAGUCGGUCAACAUUUCCGUCGCUUACUUCGUGCUAACGUAUGAAUUUGAGGAAGCGGAUGACCUGAUGAAAGUGGGCGUGUGGAUGGAGUUGCAAUGGACGGACGAAUUUCUGAGCUGGAACAGCACGCAAUGGAGUGGCAUAGAGCGUGUGGCGAUCAAUUCGGAUGAAAUUUGGCUACCAGACUUUCGGCACUAUUCAUCGUACUACAAUCCUGAGGAGCUGCCCGACUGUGCCAACCCAAAGUGUUCCGUCGCGUCGAAUGGAACGGUGACCUGCCUGCCCGUGUGUAGCAUGAACGCUAAAUGUGAUGCCGACUAUUCGCGCUGGCCGUUCGACUUGCAUCGGUGCAACAUGUGGUACGGGACGUGGGCCAACUCGAUGGACGAGGUGGACAUACACAUAGUGGACGUGUGUCUCGCUAGAAAUUCAGAAUUUAAAAGUCCAAAAUGGGGAGUAGUUUCGCUUGACCGUGGCCGAUCGGUGCUUCAGUCCUCGGAUAAGUACAUGUACACCGUGCUGAACAUAGAAGUGAUGCUAAUAAGACGUGCUAGUUUCGAGCAGGUGGCCAUCAUCGGACCAAUACUGAUUUUAGCGCUACUGAAUGUCUACAUUGUUUGGCUACGAUCGAGCAGCUUCGAAAGGAAAGUUUUGCUUGGACUGUCUACGUUCACUCACUUUAGCUAUCUCAAACAACUGGAAUGGGCACUACCGUACAAUCGUGAUACGCUUCCGAACUGCAUGAUCUUUUUGUUAUGCUCCACCGUGCUGAGUGUUGGGCUGCUGCUAUUGACAUUGCUCAACUGCUGGAUUCGAAUGCGACGAAACCGCGAGCUUACGAUGGGACCAUUUAUCGAUCGUAUUACUGGAUCAUUUUCCCAGAGUCGGGUAGCCGAGCUAUUACUGGCUGCAGACUAUCUGGAACUAAACUACACGGUGACACCAGAGGAGAAAGAUCACUUUUGGGCAAGGUUUGGAAAGUUGUUUGAUCGUGCGCUGGCUGUAGUGUGCUUGAUCGUUUAUGUUGUACUUUUAUGGCUCUUCAUACCCUUCAACCAUCAGUUGGAUCAAGUGUCUGGAGUGAAUUGUUUCAUAUCGGCAUAG
Molecule: messenger RNA, 1347 nt
Organism: Anopheles maculipalpis
Lineage: Eukaryota; Metazoa; Arthropoda; Insecta; Diptera; Culicidae
Product: neuronal acetylcholine receptor subunit beta-3-like
Exons: 8
Coding region: 52-1347 (431 amino acids)
Biological process (GO): signal transduction; monoatomic ion transmembrane transport; nervous system process
Cellular component (GO): membrane; neuron projection; synapse
Molecular function (GO): neurotransmitter receptor activity; transmembrane signaling receptor activity; extracellular ligand-gated monoatomic ion channel activity
Source: RefSeq, a predicted model, not a curated record